GGAUAUUGAAGAUGCAUCUUCGAUUUACCCUCUUAGCGCUACCGGCGCCACUAGUACAAUUCUAGUACACUGUACCACUGGGGCAGCAAGGCUGCAAAGCGAGCUGCCAAGUGUAGCCCAGUGUAGGAGGCGCUGCCUUGUGCCAUGCCCUGUGCCAAUGCCAGUGCAGCCGAACUUAGCCGCCUGGCGUUGAUGAAAAGAACUACUUCUGAUACAUGACUAGCAAGUUAGGCCUACUAGAUGUGGCGUUUGUGUUUUGGUUGGUUGUCAUGUGUAGUCUGUGUAGACAGUGGUGGUGAUUAACUCGUGCGCUAGUUAUUGGCGUUGAGUUUCAUAUAAUAACAGAAGGAAAUUUUAUGGUUGCUGCCUCAUGCAGCGAGCCUUCGUAAAGAUCUCUGGUGUUUUGUUGCGGCAGCGAAAGCGACGGGUGAGCAAGGCAACGGCGAGAGAACCGUAGGUGGGCGCUUUUGAUGCAGAAGGGAAGCGCCUCUUACUACGACCGCUUGGACCCCGUGAAACGCCCUGCUUCAGGUGGUCCGGAGGAUCUGGGACAGCAUGCGCCUCGAAGAAUGGCCAUUAUGAGUGAAAUUGAGGAACAGGAGCGGAAAAUAGUGAAUGAAUUCUGUCAUUUGCUGGAAAAGUCCAAACAACUAUUCAACGGUCUGAGGGACCUUCCGCAAUAUGGGCACAAGCAAUGGCAAGCUUACUUCGGAAGGACAUUUGACGUAUAUACGAAGUUAUGGAAAUUUCAGCAACAACAUAGGCAAAUUUUGGACAUUAAAUAUGUGAAAAGAUGGCAAAUCGGAGAGAUUGCCUCGAAGAUUGGACAGUUGUAUUACCAUUAUUACCUGAGAACAAGUGAAACCAACUACCUGAAUGAAGCAUUCUCAUUUUAUGCGGCCAUCCGUGCCCGAGGAUAUUACUCUAAGGCGAGCAAAGAAGAGAGCUUGCCUUACUCCCACCGCUCAGUGAUGGUGAAAAAAUUGCGUUAUUAUGCUCGUUUUAUUGUCGUCUGUCUCCUGCUCAAGAAGAUGAAGCUUGUGCGUGACCUAGUGCGGGAACUUGCCAAGCAGAUUGACGACUACACUGCCACAUACGAGCCAGAGGACCAGCUGGAAUGGUCUCUUGUGUUGGGCGAGAUAAAGUCUUUUAUUGAUGCUGAUAACCUGGUGAAUGUGGUAGACCUGGACUCGUCCUCUAUAGUGCUUUCCCAUCGACUGAGCCCCUUAAACACCCCACCCAUGGAGAAAGUUCCCUCCAGUCAUCUCAGCUUGCAGGAAAUUCUUAUCAUUGGCAACUGCUGUGACCAAAUGGCGGACCCUCCCCAGGUGAAGUUCAGCGAGCUGACGCUGGACAUGUUCCGGAUGCUGCAAACGUUGGAGCGGGAACCACAAGAAGAUACUACGCAGCUCUAUGAUGCUUCACCUGCUCCUGGAAGGGUACCUUUUCCUGAGAAUGGGGGCACAGGUGAUAGCCGUCCUGGCAAGCGUGAGAACCCACACAAGUACCUGCUGUACAAGCCCACAUUCAGCCAGCUGUUUGUGUUCCUGGCUUCGGGCUUCAAGGAGCUGCCACCCAAUGGGGUGCUGCUGCUCUACGUCUCUGCUGAUGGCAGCUUCCCCAAUGUUAAGCACCCUGAAGAGGUUGGUUAUGACUAUGGUGGAGUGACCACUAACAGCAAACGAGAACCUGACCACUCUAAUAAGCGCAACAUCCAGCUCAAAGAUAUGCACUGAUCAACAGCACAAGGGCAACCUGCUGACACUGUUCCUGCACAGCCCAUUGACAGCCCUGUGCUUCGUGUGCCAUGUAGUCGAUGUGCCGGUCUCUCUUUGGGACAAGGCCCUGGGUCACCUUAAUCGCUUUAUGGC
Messenger RNA from Dermacentor silvarum, 1871 nucleotides. Its product is annotated as protein SCAI-like. The record is from RefSeq and is a predicted model, not a curated record. Gene Ontology annotation, molecular function: transcription corepressor activity. Gene Ontology annotation, biological process: DNA-templated transcription. Gene Ontology annotation, cellular component: nucleus. NCBI's taxonomy places the organism in Eukaryota, Metazoa, Arthropoda, Arachnida, Ixodida, Ixodidae.